Molecule: messenger RNA, 11027 nt
Organism: Argiope bruennichi
Lineage: Eukaryota; Metazoa; Arthropoda; Arachnida; Araneae; Araneidae
Product: FRAS1-related extracellular matrix protein 2-like
Exons: 25
Coding region: 111-9365 (3084 amino acids)
Biological process (GO): cell communication; homophilic cell-cell adhesion
Cellular component (GO): membrane
Molecular function (GO): calcium ion binding
Source: RefSeq, a predicted model, not a curated record
AUUUAGCGGCAGGGCGGACGAAAGUUAGAUCCUUCUCUCCUCCCCUAGAAACACCCCCUGUGACAGCUCCCAACCAUCAGGGGUAAUUACUUCCCUAACAUCUUUUUAAAAUGAAUGAAAUAGACUUUUUCUUUGUGCUCGUAGCAUGCGCUCUCAUCGACUUUGCUUUUUCCCAAAGACGACAGAUCGAACCUUCAGUGACAGAAAAGGAUAUUGUCCAUUUGAAUGCUGGAAUUGCAGUACCGUUCGGAAGAUCUGUCUAUAUUGAUCCGGAAUUAGAUCUGAACAUAAGAGUUCGGCCUGGUGACCGUUGCACAGUCCGCGUCAUUCAAAAUGACCCGUUAUCCCAGAGACCUGGAAAACUUACUCCAACUAAUUUCCCUUGCCAGUUUGGGCAUCAGGAGGUGCUGUAUUCCCACUACGGAGCGCGAAGCCCGGCUCAGGAUAAAGUGAAACUUAUGAUCCGGUAUGAUUCUCAAGAUGACACUCUAAUCGUCCCCGUCUUAGUUAACGUCCAGGUUCUGUUCGAGCAACUGGAAGUGGUGACCAAAAAUGUUCCUCUCAGUGUCGAUAAACUUGGAGGUGUCAGUAAUCCCAUUGACGGCAAAGUUCUACAGUUUACUUUUGAUAGAGGUACUCAGGUGUGUAAAGUGAUGAUAUUAAAUGUGGCUAGUGGGCUACCAGCGUAUGGUGAACUUGUCAACGACACCUCAAAUGGAUUGAUGCAAGAUUGCGACAGUUUGCUCAGUUCGGAUAUAAGGUACAAGCACACCUCUCCUAAUGAAACGCCAAAUAGAGAUUUCAUUCCAAUGGUGGUGGAACUCAAUGACAUUGACGGCAAUCUUCUUAAACAAGAGUACUUUCAGGUUAUGGUUCGUAUAAGGGAAGGAGAAGAAAAUACACCACCGCAGCUUAGUUUCAGUGCGCUAUUGCUAAUGGACGUUAAUCAAUUUGUCAUGACUGCUAUUACACCGAAUAUAUUAAUAGCUGAAGAUCUAGAAACACCCCCAGACAAGCUAAUUUUUAACAUUACCAAUCCUCUAGGACAUGGAGAAGGAUCUAUAGUCAGUACCGAUGACCAAAAUGUUCCCAUAACAUCCUUUUACCAGAAAGAUUUAAAUGAUCUGAAAAUUGCAUACAAACCUCCAGCAACGGAUUCUGAUGAAAGAAGAUUUUAUCUCGUUGAGAUGGAAGUUGUUGAUUCCGAUGGAUUCACUUCGGAUCCAUUCAGUUUGACAAUUGUUGUGAAUCCAAUGAACACGCUAGCACCAUUGGCGACAAAAAAUGCUGGUCUCGUACUUUUCGAAGGACAGUCCAGAAAGUUAAGCAGCUCAAAGAAUUUGGAAAUAUCCGAUGAAGAUAAUAUUGAUGACGUUGUUGUGAGUGUAGCUGGCGGUUUGAAGCAUGGAAAAUUACUGCUGAUGGGAAAUCCAGUGAAGCAUUUUUCUCCUGGAGAUUUAGAUGAUGGCCGAAUCGUUUACGAGCACGACGGAAGCGACACUUACAGCGAUAAUAUUAUCUUCAGGCUCAACGAUGGACAGCAUCAGGUUGAAUUUUUGUUUCCUGUCAUAGUAUAUCCAGAAGAUGACGAUGCUCCGAUUUUAAAUGUCAACACUGGCUUAACUAUAACCAGAGGUGAAGAAGUGGAAAUAACGCCAUUCGUUUUAAGCGCCACAGAUAUAGAUAGCGAUGAUGCCUCUAUUAAGUUUGAUUUAAUACAGCCAAUUUCAGUAUAUGGAAAAAUAUUGAUGAAAAAGGCUGAGAUACCAAAAGAUCCUGAAAACUGGAUUUAUGAUGAUGGCUUUUAUGAAAGAAUUGUCACAUCUUGGACUCAACAAGAUCUUAUCGAAGGAAAUAUUUUUUACAGACAUUCAGGAGAUCGCGUGCCUUUCCCGCUAACAGACAGGAUAAGAUUCAAGCUCAGUGAUGAUAAUAUACCCCCAAAUGAAUCCCCCGAGAAGGAAUUUGUUAUUCGAAUAAUGCCAUUGGACAAUACACCACCCGAAGUUUACCCAUCUUCUCCUCUUCAAAUGACCGUCGAAGAAUUUCAGUUGACGGACAUAACCAAACAGCACAUGCGUUUCAUCGAUGCCGAUACGAAAGAUCGUGAUCUCAUUAUUAAAAUCACUAAAAAUCCAUUUGAUACAGAUGAGAAUAAUCCAAUGGAUCCUGGAAAAAUUGUCUUUUCUGAAAAUCCUGAUGUAGAAGUAACCGAAUUCAAUCAAGCUCAAAUUAACCACCACAAAAUUGCUUAUAAGCCGCCUCCCAUUGAACUCGGUAUGGUACCCAGACUUAUCCAAUUUAAAUUUGAUGUACGUGACAAAGCAGGAAACAUUUUACCUGAUCAAGAGUUUGCAAUUCUUUUACAACCAGUUGAUAACAAGCCACCAAUUGUUCAUAAUGAAGGUAUUGAAAUACUUGAAAACGGAUUUAUUACUCUGACGCCUGAUGUACUCGAUGUUGUCGAUGAAGACACUGAUCCGAGUCUUUUGACAUUUUCUGUCACAGACAAGCCAAAGCACGGAAUUUUGCGAAUUGGCGCGUUAGAGAUGUCAAAUGGCGAUUCAUUCACAAAAUUAGAUAUAAAUAGUGGUAUCGUUUCAUACAGUAAUGGAGGUUCAGAAGCUGAUUCGGAUAGUUUCAGUCUGGAAGUUACAGAUGGGGUUCAUAUUGUCCCUGUCAAAGUACAUGUCACUAUUAAAAAUAUAGAUGAUGAAGCACCAAAACUGCAAAUUGCCCCAGGCACUCUUGGCGUUAGUGUUGAUGUAGAUGAAGGUGGCAGAAGUGCAGUAACAAAUGAUUUAAUAAAAGCAUCUGAUCUAGAUACAGAUGACCAGAUUAUUACUUUUAUCAUUGAUGUCUUACCAGAACACGGAUCUAUAGAAGUAAAUGGUAUAAUAGUAGAUCGCUUCAAACAAAAAGAUUUGCAAGCUGGACGUGUGUAUUAUGUUCACAAUGGAAUUGAAAUUGGCCACAAAACAUUAGAGGAUUCUUUUAACUUAUCCAUAUCUGAUAUGUCUAACGAAUGGAUUGUUGGAGGAAAUGCCGUAGAUCGCGUUUAUGUUACCGUACUAAUAAAGCCUGUAAAUAAUUUUUCUCCGGUAGUUGACGUUAGUGAUUCAUUUAAGGUUGUCGAAGGAAACAAGAGCUUAAUAACAACACAUCAUAUGAAUAUAACUGAUCUUGAUACUUCGGAAGAGGAUAUAAUAUGCACAAUAAUUGAACAACCUAGUCAUGGUUAUAUUGAAAAUUUUUCUCCAGCACCUGGUUCCGAAAGACCACGAAAAGGCAUACCAGUGACAACAUUCUCAGCUUCUGAUGUUAUCGAUGACUACAUUAGUUAUGUGCAGAGCAUACACAAAGGACUAGAACCUUUAGACGACAAAUUUACAUUUUCUUGUUCAGACGGCAUAAAUUCAUCUCCAGUAACGUCAUUUCCAAUUCAAAUCGAACCAUCCAACGACGAGGUUCCAGAGAUUUAUAUGAGGGAAUUUAUAGUGAUGGAAGGCACGGAUCUCAUUAUUGAUUUACCCAUAUUGAAUGCUCUCGAUCUUGACAUUCCUAAGGAUAAACUUGUUUUUAUAAUAACCAGAGAACCAAAGCACGGUGUAAUUGCGUCUCAUAUGCCAACUGGAACUGUAACUGUCAAAAAUUUUACUUUAGAACGUAUCGCUAGAGGAUCCACUAUAGUUUAUCAGCAUGAUGACAGCGAAACGACCGACGAUAAUUUCGAACUUACUGUGACAGAUGGUUUACAUAAUUCAAGUAAAACUCUUUUGGUAAUGGUGAUACCAGUCGAUGACGAGACGCCUCGACUAGUAAUUAAUGAUGGCUUGGAUAUUGGUAUUGGCGAAUCAAAAUUGAUCACUAAUCGUGAAUUGAAAGCCGAAGACUUAGAUUCGGAUGAUUCUUCAAUAACAUAUGUUAUAAGGCAAGUUCCUAAAUAUGGUUAUAUUUCAUAUUUGGAUUUUUCUGGACAACAACUCUAUAAUUUAACUCAUGGAAUGAAUUUUACUCAAUCUGACAUAGACAAUGAACUCAUACAAUACACUCAUUUUGGACAAGAAGGCGUUAGGGACAUUAUAAAAUUUGACGUUACUGACGGCUACAAUCCCUUUGUAGAUCGUUAUUUUUGGAUAACUGUUGAGGGCAUCGACUCGGUAUAUCCUGAUGUCAUAAACAGAGGAGUUGAGCUUCCAGAAGGAGGAAAAAUAAUUUUGGAUACUAAUACACUAAGUACCACUGACUUGAAUAGCAACGACGAAGAUCUACUGUUUACAAUAACUCGACCACCAACGAGAGGACAUUUGGAGAAUACAGAUUUUCCGGGAAUCCCAAUUACAUCAUUUACCCAACUUGAUCUUGCUGGCAGUAAAAUUUAUUAUGUUCAUACCAGUGGUGAUGAAGUGAAAAUGGACAAUUUCGAGUUUGAAGUAAGCGACGGAUAUAAUUCUGUAUAUAGAACAUUUAGAAUAUCGAUAAGUGAAGUGGAUAACAAGAAGCCAGUGAUUCAUGCGACAGUAUUAGUGGUGAAAGAAGGAGGUGAAAGACUUAUAACACCCUUCGAACUAAAAGCUGAAGAUAGUGAUACAAAUAAAGAUAAAAUUGUGUUUAAAAUAACUCAAGCUCCAAUCAAUGGCAAAAUCCUGAGGAACAAAUCGACAGUUGUUAACUCUUUUACAAUGGCAGAUAUUUCGGAAAAUAUGAUAACCUAUCAGCAUGACGGCUCGGAAACUUUAGAAGAUGAGUUUUCAUUCGUGGUCAGUGAUGGCAAGCAUUCCGAGUUUUUCAUGUAUCCUGAUUUAGACAAACCUUUACGAAAUCCAGUUACAGUUAAAAUAACUGUUGUUCCUGUAGAUAAUAUUGCUCCCAAUUUAGUAACGAAUAGGGGUGCUACAUAUCUCAAUCCUUUGGAAGAUGGUAACAUCGGAUUCCGAUUCAACAAAAAAGUGCUGAGGGCAGAAGACAGAGACAGUUCAGAAUCAACUUUAACUUACGUGAUAACAGCUCCACCUAAACACGGGAUUAUAAUUAACCAAGACUUUGUUAAUCAGACGAUAUCUAAUUUUACUCAAGAUGACAUCAACAAGAUGAAAAUAUUUUAUAUUCUGGAUCCUGAGACGAAUGCAACAGGCGACAUUUUUAAAUUCAAAAUCGUUGAUGGUGGAAAAAAUGAACUGACCCAUCAACUCUUCCGGUUCAACUGGGCUUGGAUUAGCUUUGAGAAAGAAAAAUAUACGAUCGAUGAAACUGAGGAAAAUCUUCAUAUCACUUUACUGCGAAGAGGAUAUUUGGGGGAGACAUCGUUUGUUGGUUUAAGUGUGAAAAAUGUGACUGCCAAAGAAGGCUUGGACUUCAGUGGAUUUUAUGCACAUCAAGUUCAGUUUAAUCCUGGUCAAUCAGAAGCUCAUUGGAAACUCAGAAUAAUAGACGACAAUUUGUACGAAAAAAAGGAAAUAUUCGAUAUUGAAUUAGAAGAACCAGUUUCGGCCGCUUUGGAACAUCCUUUGUUAGCCCAAGUGUCAAUUAUCGACAAAGAAGACGAAUCCACAGCUUUCAUUCCUGAAGAAUUUUAUGAAGUGGACGAAGAUAUAGGACGCUUGGAAAUUCCUGUAAAAAGAAAAGGAGAUAUUUCUAAAGAAAUGAUGGUCAUCUGUACAACUGAACCAGGAACUGCUCAGGGUACUUCUCCGAAAUCCAUUCUGUCCUUUACAGACUACAUUAGCAGGCCUGAAGACCACAAAAGUAUCGUCCAUUUCCAAAGAGGAGAAGAUUUGCAAUAUUGCAGGUUGAUUAUUAUAGAUGACUCGCUGUAUGAAGACGAAGAAACCUUUACGGUGAAACUCACAACACCUUUGGGAGGUAGACUUGGUGUUCACAAUCAAACAACCAUCAAAAUACUGCCCGACUUGAAAGAUGUACCUUCUAUUUAUUUUGGUGAAAUGGUACAGUAUGUGGACGAAAGUGACGGUUAUGUUGAAAUUCUGGUGUGGCGCACAGGUACUGACCUCAGUAGACCGUCCACCAUAACUGUUCAAUCAAGACCUUCAGAACCAGUGACAGCAGAAGCUGGCUUUGAUUAUAUUGGAGUUGGAAGAAAUUUAGAUUUUGCCCCAGGGGUGACGAUGCAGACCUUCAGGGUAACUAUCCUCGAUGACUUGGGUCAGCCACAGUUAGAAGGGCCAGAGUCAUUCGAAUUAGUUCUGCGGAUGCCAAUGAAUGCUGUACUUGGAACUCCGGAUAAGAUGGUUGUUGUCAUCAACGAUUCCACUUCAGACUUACCCAAGUUUCAGUUCAAGGACUCUGCUUAUAUUGUGUUUGAAAACGACAGCCGACUGAAUACAGUUGUGACUAGAAAUGGGGAUCUGAAACAUUCGGCUGCAGUUCGCUGCUACACUCGGCAAAUGUCUGCUCAAGCUUAUGACGAUUUCGAAGAGCGUCCGGAUACAGAUGAAAGUCUGAUCGUUUUUCAACCUGAUGAAGUGGAGAAGCUAUGCCCUGUUGUCAUAGUAGAUGAUACUUUAUUCGAAGGUGACGAAGAAUUUCGAUUGGUGCUUGGGUCACCAAUCAGUGACUCUGCAGGCGGAGCCAUUUUAGGACAUAGAAAUACAACUAUCGUUACCAUAAAGGACAUACAUGAUAAACCAAUCAUUCGUCUAGAAGAAAACAGAUACACUGUGAAAGAGCCGCAGAAAUCAAAGGAGCCAACCAUUUUGCAAAUUCCUGUUCUAAGGACCGGUGAUUUGUCAAAAUUGUCUCUUGUGAGAGCCCACACUAAGGAUGGAUCGGCGAAAUCAGGAGAGGAUUACGUUCCGUAUUCAAAAGAAUUGGCUUUCAAACCGAAUAUUAGUAGAUUGCUUGUUGAGCUAGAAAUUCUGCCCGAUGGAGAAAAAGAACACAGAGAAGCUUUUACAUUGCAUUUAAGGCCAGACAGGAGAAUGGUUGCUGAAGUCAAGGAGCCAAAGGCCAUCAUCUACAUUCAGGAAAUGGAUAUUGUUGCAGAUGUCACUUUCCCAGCCCGACCCAUGGUCGCAUCUCUUCGCGAAUACGACGAUGCGGCUAAAGCUACCAAAGAGCCCAUUUCCGGAUAUCCUGUCGUCUGCAUUACGCCCUGCAAUCCCAAGCAUCCUGACUUUUCUAAGACGGGUAAUAUAUGCUCCAAAGAAGGCAUCAACCAGACUUUGACCAAGUACAGAUGGAGAGUUUCAGCACCGAGUGGUCAAGACGGAGUGACAAACGAUCUCCGGGACGUAGAAUCUGUUACCUUUUUCUCGGACACUCAUCACAUCACUCUGGACAGCAUUUACUUCACUGCGGGGAGUCGAGUGCAAUGCGCAGCGAGAGCGGUCAGCAAAGACGGAGACGAAGGCUUGGAGCUGAGCAGCGUGCCCGUGGUCAUCUCUAAGCAACAAGGCAUCUGUGCCCCCAGGCUAGAAGGGUCAGUGGGAGCGGAACCUUUCACAGCCAAAAUGAGAUAUACAGGUGCUUCUGAUCCUGAAUAUCCGAAUUUGAUAAAGCUGACCAUCACCAUUCCUCACUGGGAUGGCAUGCUGCCCGUGAUUUCGACUAGGAAACUGACCAAUUUCGAACUGACUCUGAGUCCUGAUGGCUUGAGAGUAGGUACACACAAAUGUUCCAAUUUGCUUGAUUAUUACGAGCUGCAGACGAAACAUGGUUUCAUUACGAAUGCCACCAAGAACCCUAACGUGGUUGGAGAAGCCGAGCCGUAUCAACAUAGCGCCGAACUAAGGAGCGAGCCAACUUUAAGGUUUUACCGCAAUUUGGAUCUCGAAGCUUGUAUGUGGGAAUUCACUUCCUAUUACGACAUGUCCGAGUUGGUGAACGAAUGUGGUGGGACUAUCACCACCGAUGGGCAGGUGAUGAAUUUAGUCCAGUCUUAUGUAUCUGUCCGUGUCCCUCUGUACGUGUCGUACAUCUUCCACUCCCCAGUCGCCACAGGUGGUUGGCAGCAUAACGAUCUCAGUUCACAGCUCAGACUGACCUUUGUCUACGACACGGCCAUUCUUUGGCAAAAUGGCAUAGGAGCUCCGGAAGAAUCCCUUCUACAAGGGUAUUUGUAUCCAACCCGAAUGACGAUAGGUCAAGACGGAAAACUAUUGGUAAAUUUCAGAACUGAACCAAGAUUCAGAGGCCAGUUUGUUUUGAACCAUCCUGAUUCUGGAUAUACCUCCAUGGUUAUGGCUCCCGAGCACCCGGACCUGUCUUUCACAUUGGAAUUGUUACGUACAGAACCUACUUUCGCACAACCGGAACAGGAAUGGCAGUUUGUCUCGGACUAUGCAGUUCGUGACUACUCCGGCUUGUAUCUCGUGAAGCUGGUCCCCUGCACAGUCACCGAGGACGUAGAGUAUUCGAAUCCCCCCCAGUGUAACCCUCGAGACCCCGUGAGCUUCGACCUCCACGUGCGAUUCCAACAGGUGAGCGACCCCGUUCCCGCCGAAUAUAGCCUCAACACUCAUCUCCACUUGAUGAGGAAGAGAGAUCUCUGGCUAUCCAACGGAAGCAUGGGGUUCGGGGAGGACAGCGACGCCUCUUUCGUACCCGGUGACACUGUGUAUGGUCGAGUUAUGAUGGAUCCGACUCAAAAUUUGGGCGAAUCUUUCUUCGUGAACGUCGAGAAGUGCUUCCUGUGCACCGGAGUGGAUGGCUAUGUUCCCAAGUAUGACCCGGAACACAACGAGUAUGGGUGUGUCGCAGACUCGGAGAAUUUGCUGUACGCUUUCAAGAUCAUCGACAAAGGCGCGCCCCGCUCUGUGACUAAAGAGUUCCGAAGCGUACCUUUCAACGCCAUUUUGGCCACCGAUGAUCCGGACAAAGAAGUUCAGUUGCUGAGGAAUCAACCAAAUGCUGACGGAUUUCGAUUCGAUUCAACACCUUUAUUUCAGGUGUCAUAUGGUCGACAAUGGUUCGUUCACUGCAUCUAUACCGUGCGUUCGAAAGAGAAAGCGACCCGAGGCAUUGGCAAACGAAGCAUUACGCAGUCAUUAUCAAGAGUCCAGCGUUCCGUUCUGGACGCAGAUGAAGUGGGAUUCAAUGGUCGCGGUACGAACAUGAACAGGUUGAUCCUGAAUUACUCAGAAAAAAAGAGGGACUCUAAGAGAAAUCCGGAACAGCAGAGACCAGCCAAGGUUCCUGCAGAUUCCUCUGCAGUUGUUGUGACUCUCGGCAUAGUGGGAUCUCUCCUCAUAAUAGCCAUAACGAUUCUUUUCUUGACCAGAAGGGAUCGGAGGACUGACACGCCCCCACCUUCGCAUGCGCCCACGAUCAUCAGUACAAUGACAGGCCAGAGCAGGAUCAUGAGCAGUAGACAUUACUCCAGAGCUGACGACCAUACCGAAGUGUAAAUGCCUGUUCAGUUGGGGGAUUUAUAAUUUUGGGAAACCGAGAUAUAAAUUUAGGAAAAAUUCCACUUAUUAUGGAAAGGUUAUUUUUAUCUGGAUGUCUUUAAGGGGACAGUGGACUGUAUUAGGCACUUUUGCGAAUUUUCUCAUUAGAGUUCUGAAAUUUUUAAGUUACAUAUAUUAUAAUAUAAAUAAGUCAAAUUUCUUUUUUAAAAAAAUUUCAAACCAAAUAUUAUUUUUAAAAAAUGAAAAGAUGUAUAAUUUUUUAAUAAAUUUCAAAAUAUUCCAGGCGACUUAAUUUUAAAUUUUUCUAUUAUUUUUCCAAUAUAAAUUUAGUUGGAAUAAAACUGUAUAUGAUUUUGUAAUUCCAAUUAAAUGCUAAUUUUUAGAAAUAUUUUUAUACACACUUACUAAAUAUUCAUAAGAAUUGUAUGUUUUUGGGAAAUAAAAUUGACUUUUAACAGUCUAAAAAACCUCGGAAUAUAAAAUGCAUACCCUGUUUUCUUUUAAUGCUUAAUAGAAAUCUUUAUUAUCAAUUCUAUUUAAUUUCUUCAAAAUCAAGACACCUGGAACAUUUUCAAAGAUAUUUAAAUCUAAUUACAAUGUCAUUUUGAGGAACGUCAUGAAAAGGUUCCUUUUUAAUGUUGGCCUUUGAAAUAUUCAUUUCAUUGAACAAUAUAUCUCAUAACACUAUUUUAGUUGAAUAUAAACAUAUAUUUUUGUGAGGAAACGAUAAAAGUAAAAUUUCAAGUUUCUGUCGAUUUUUGUUUAUUUCAAAGUCUACUGACCCCGUAAAGUCCCAUCUUUUUUUUCUGAAAGAUGCGAUUUUGGGAGUAUGAAAAUAUUUUUGCCGAUUUUUUUCAAAUUCUUCUGAUUUUAUUUUUCUAUUAUGUAAAAAAGAUGGGAAAUAAAACAUGGUUUGAGGAAAUGAAUUUAAAACGUGCCGGAACUUGAAGGCGAAAACAUCUUUGAAGUAAUUAAUGAGUUAAUUAAAAAAUUAAAAUUAGUCACUAAAAAUUAAUUUAUUUUAUAUCUUCUAUUCAUAAGAAAUUGGAAACUAAUAUCAGAAUUUUAAGAAUUGUAUAUAAAAUUCGUAAAUUGUAUACAUGAAAAUGAUGUCACGGGUCGAAUUUAUUAAGAUAGAAAUAAUUCUUAUUGUGGAAUUUGCUUUAAAAGCAUUCAUUGCAUAAAAAUGAGAUUUCAAUUUUUUACAUCAUGACUUCAAAUGAAAAAUUAUUGUUAUUUGAAAUACAUUAUUAAUUGCAUUUCAUCAUAUGUGUAAUGUCGUUUUAUUUAUUAAAUAUUAUUUUUUUGUUCUGGAAAUAUAUAUUUUCCAUUUUUUUCUUUUAUUAUUUGUCAGUUUAUAAUUUCUGGCAAAAAAAUGUAUUUAAUUUAUACAGUUUAAUUAAUAAAUUCGAUAUUUAACAGAUUUCCCAAAAUUUCACUCUGUUUAUGAUAAAUAUUGUAAAGUUAUGUGAGAAAAAGUUAUUUUCUACGAAAGAAUUUACAAUGAAAAUUUGAACAAAAAUGUGAAAGAUCUUAUGUAAUGUGUAUAUAAAAUUGAUGGAUCCUGGUGCUCAGUAUAAAGAUUUUGAUGUGUGCCUUGAAAAAUGGUUGUCAGUUGUUUUGUGUUCAUCGUUACAUUUUUGGGAGUCAUUAUUUAUC